AUGCCAAUUAAUAAUGAGAGCAAGUAUAUAAAAGAAGUGUGGGCUGAGAAUCUUGAAGAGGAAAUGGCUAUUCUCCGAGAUCGAGUAGAACAGUACCCUUUCCUAGCAAUGGAUACAGAAUUCCCUGGAGUAGUUGCUAGACCUAUUGGCAAUUUUCGAACAAGUUCUGAUUAUCAUUAUCAAACUCUUCGAUGUAAUGUCGAUUUACUGAAAAUUAUCCAGUUAGGAAUAACAUUUGCAGACGAGAAUGGAACUUUACCGCCAGAUACUUGUACAUGGCAGUUUAAUUUUAAAUUCAAUCUAGGAGGUGAUAUGUAUGCACAAGAUUCCAUUGACCUAUUGACAAAAUCUGGUAUCGAUUUUAAGAAACAUGAAGAUUAUGGUAUAGAUGUAGAACACUUUGGUGAAUUGUUGAUUAGUUCUGGGUUCGUAUUGCUGGACGAUGUUAAGUGGAUAUCUUUUCACAGUGGUUAUGAUUUUGGCUACCUAUUAAAGGUGCUCACAUGUUCUCCUUUACCGGCAGAAGAAUCAGAAUUUUUUGAUCUGCUGAGAACAUAUUUCCCUUGUAUAUAUGACAUAAAGUAUCUUAUGAAAAGCUUUAAAAAUUUGAAGGGCGGUUUGCAAGAUAUUGCUGACGAUUUACAGGUUUCUCGAAUUGGUCCUCAGCAUCAGGCCGGUAGUGACAGCCUUUUGACAGCAACGACUUUUUUUAAGAUGCGUCAAACGUUCUUCAAUGAUAAGAUUGAUGACACAAAAUAUCUGUGA
Molecule: messenger RNA, 765 nt
Organism: Rhizophagus irregularis DAOM 181602=DAOM 197198
Lineage: Eukaryota; Fungi; Glomeromycota; Glomeromycetes; Glomerales; Glomeraceae
Source: RefSeq, a predicted model, not a curated record